Molecule: messenger RNA, 1686 nt
Organism: Laccaria bicolor S238N-H82
Lineage: Eukaryota; Fungi; Basidiomycota; Agaricomycetes; Agaricales; Hydnangiaceae
Exons: 7
Coding region: 1-1686 (561 amino acids)
Source: RefSeq, a predicted model, not a curated record
AUGGACCAACCCCAAGGGGACCAGCCGCCUCGAAGGGGAGCUACGCUGCGCCGCGUCGCAUCAGUUAUCGGAGACUUUUUCCACUGGCUAGGUGAUGAAGGCACAGACCCAGCCAGUCCGAGCACUACGAGCGCCAAUUCCGAUGGCCCUAGAGCGCCGUCGUCGAUGGAUUUGCCUAGGGCGAGACCGCGCACGACCUACUGGAUGCCAUGUCAAUGGGUGCCGGAGGAGCCAGAGGAGCCUCCGCCUAUGGUGCCCAAGAAAGCUGGCGGGGCCAACGCUCCCACGGCUGACCCCGUCAAUGUGUACGCGGCGCUCGCAAACGCGAAGGAGAUGCUCGAGACCGCGAACACACCUGGGUUAGGUACGACAAUGCAGAGGAUUAGAAUUGAUAAGGCGAUGGCCAUGUUGAGGAAGAUUGAGAGUCAGAAGUUGAAGGAGGUGGAUAUGGUUCUUGUGAGGGGGCAAUUGUUGGUGGUGCAGUGCAAAAUGCUUGAGCUGUACUUCCAAAACCAGAUCACGCACAAGGACGUCCUAGAGAUUUUGCAUCACAUCGACGGCGCCAUAACCACGCGAAUUCAACUUCGAGCCAGUCCUGCCUUCCCUCAAUCCUCAAAAAGCACCUCCGACUUCCAACGCGUCCUCGUGCACAUGCUCAGCGACGGAUCUUAUGCGACGCCAGUGAACCGCCAACUCCUCCUCCGUGGGCUGGAGGAUAACUUAUUCAAGGUGUCAAGGACGGUCAAAGACCCCCUUCUCCGCGUUAUCCACCUGGAGAUAUCGUGUACCCUCAUGCGAGAGAUCUUCCACGACUCCGUUCGGCAAUUCGAAGAUGGAAAGUGGGUUCGCGCUAUGAGCCUCCUCAGCUCAAAGGAGUCUGCGCUCGAUGUCCUAGUGGGGCUGGAGGACACGUAUGAGGCAGCGUGGGCGGAUGUAAGCGUGGGCUUGGGUGAUUGUGGGCUGACGAGUGCAUACAAAGUGGGAGAUGCUAGGGCGUUGAGCGACGAGUUUGCAAUGUUGCUAGCAAUGUGUAAGGCGUCGCAGUUGCUCCAUCUGGGAGAUAUGCAUUUCGAGGACGUGGAAUCCGGGGAACCAGAGGAGGUCUUUGCGCGGGCGCUGUUGGCGCAGGACGACUAUCGUGCUGCUUUGAGUUUCGUCACGGGGCACGAUGUGGAAUUAGAGGGCAAUGUGCUGUACCGUCUGGCUCGCUUCCACUCGAAGGUAUCCAAACUUCGCGCCGUCGCACACAGCCUGUAUCUUCGAGCAGUUCAACUGGCAGCCGCGCUAGCUCCCACACUGCCCAAAGGCGAAUGGUACCUCAAGUGCACCGAGGCCGUGCAAGCUUAUCGCGACGAGCUGCACGCCAAGGAUGCGAAAGAGUGGGCGAAUAAACGCAAGCCCAUUCUAGAGAAGAUGAAAGACGAGAUCCAGAAGUUAGAGUGCGCGUCGUCGAUGAAGGAUGUGUCUUUUGCAAAGUUCGUCUUCGAGACAUGGCCUCCAAAGACAGAAGGUCCCAAGGAGUUUCCGGUUCAGGCGACCGUCAGUUUGUCGAGGGCCGAGCACCUCAAGAUCAUUGCGCGUUACCACACAGACAAGAAUUCAAAGUUUGGGGAAGAGUGGCUUGUGAUGUGUGAAGAGAUAUCUAAAGCACUGGUAGGACGAUACAAUCUGACAAAGGACAUGUAA